AUGUCUGGUCUGACUUCACACAACAUCUCAGCUACAUCUAUUCGUGUGCAUGGAAUCACACGUGAACGUGAUAUGUGCGUUUUCUGCCGGAAGCGCUCUUCGCCACCACCUAAUGAUCCGCUGGCACCAGUAUUUGCCUUCUUCUCGCUGGUUGACUGCCGUCACUACGCGUGCCAACCGUGUGCUCUCGUGCAUUGCGACAACGCUGGGCGGCAUAUACGUUGCCCCGCGUGUUGCGCGAUUUCUCGUCUCGCGCAGUCGGGCCGCCGUCGCGGAAACCGUGUGGAUGAACGAGUGCCAAUAGAUGACGGCGUAUCGUCGGCGGCAUCGCAGAGCUCAAAAAGAGUGUUGGCCCCACCGAAGCGUUCACUCUCCGUCACUGACCGGCGGAGACGUACGUCAUCUGUUCAGUUCUCAACAAACUUAACAUCGCCCAGUGGGCAGAAGGAGGCCCUCAGCACCGGCGGCUCUAACACGUCAUUGACACUUGCCGCGGUCGGCCGGCUGCCAACCGACCCUAACUAUAGCAAAGGCAAAGGGGAUGAAGGAGGAACCGUUGCGGCCUUCAGCGAGGAGGAACGAAUAUCGGUCGAUUUGUACACCAUUAAGGGCACCGCUGCAAAACGCCCGCGUCGCACAACAGCUGAACGUGCCCGCAGUCAGCCGCUUCCUCCGGCAGAAUAUCGCUAUUUGCCACCACCAACGCCGUUCCAUCGCCCGCCGCCGCUAGUAAUUCACACGAUUGAGGAGGAAGAAGAGGUUGCGGCUUCAUUCCAACUCAUUGUAAGGGAAAUCGAGCAAACUAUCGCUGCUACGCUAGUAAAGGAGGCAGAUGAGCGUGACACAAUCGGAAUUGCGGAAGCACACCGCCGCAACGUCCUUUCAAAAUUACGUGAAGAGGAUGAAAGAAAGAGAUUUGCAGCACAUCACGAACUCAAUGACGAGUUUUCUGAUGCCAAAUUAAGUCCUCGCACAACAACAAACGCAUCAGACGGCCAAGUCAGUGAAACAUCCGAUGAAGGAAUGUCAGAACUCUCAACACAACAAGACUCAAUUCAAAAGAACUACAAACAACCCAUAGAUCAAAAAGCAAUGAUCACAAAGGAAAGAACAGGAACACCUACCGCAGCGGAAAAACAAACAAAACACCAACAACAAACAAUCACCAAACAGAACACUGAAGAAGAAAAAAAAGAAGCAAAAAAUGAAAACAAUAAGGAGAGUAAAAAAAAACGGCGUGAGCGUGUUGAGGUUGCUACAUGGGAUUCGGAACAACAGCUGCGGCUCUUUGAACAACUUAUGGAUCUCGCUCGUGAUGAACAACAGCACCGUGCCAAAAUACAGCGUGACGAAACUCGUAUGCAUGCGGAAAUGGAACGAAGUGAGGCUAGCGAUGUUGCAACAAUCAAGGCUGCAAUGGAGGCCAUGGCAGAGUCAGCACGUAGAGAGCAGGAGGAAUUAUUGCGUGAUGAGAAGGAAGAACGCUACACCAUCCAAGAGGAUGAGCGACGGCUACGGCGCAACAUAACGCGACAGAGCGCGGAGCUCUCACUCGACGUCAGCAUGCAGCAUGUGCAACAACGUGGUAAGGAGGACGCACAAAGGGAAUUGGAUAUGCUAAGGGUUGCACUGGAAUCAACUGCUGUUGAAACCACUUCGCGCGCUCGCCUCAACCUCAUUGUAACGGAGGAACUGAGGGCACGUGAUUCCCUGUGCAGUGACGAAGCAAGUGAACGAGCCAUGCACGCAGCAGAAGAGCGACGUGAGCGUGUUGAGGUUGCUACAUGGGAUUCGGAACAACAGCUGCGGCUCUUUGAACAACUUAUGGAUCUCGCUCGUGAUGAACAACAGCACCGUGCCAAAAUACAGCGUGACGAAACUCGUAUGCAUGCGGAAAUGGAACGAAGUGAGGCUAGCGAUGUUGCAACAAUCAAGGCUGCAAUGGAGGCCAUGGCAGAGUCAGCACGUAGAGAGCAGGAGGAAUUAUUGCGUGAUGAGAAGGAAGAACGCUACACCAUCCAAGAGGAUGAGCGACGGCUACGGCGCAACAUAACGCGACAGAGCGCGGAGCUCUCACUCGACGUCAGCAUGCAGCAUGUGCAACAACGUGGUAAGGAGGACGCACAAAGGGAAUUGGAUAUGCUAAGGGUUGCACUGGAAUCAACUGCUGUUGAAACCACUUCGCGCGCUCGCCUCAACCUCAUUGUAACGGAGGAACUGAGGGCACGUGAUUCCCUGUGCAGUGACGAAGCAAGUGAACGAGCCAUGCACGCAGCAGAAGAGCGACGUGAGCGUGUUGAGGUUGCUACAUGGGAUUCGGAACAACAGCUGCGGCUCUUUGAACAACUUAUGGAUCUCGCUCGUGAUGAACAACAGCACCGUGCCAAAAUACAGCGUGACGAAACUCGUAUGCAUGCGGAAAUGGAACGAAGUGAGGCUAGCGAUGUUGCAACAAUCAAGGCUGCAAUGGAGGCCAUGGCAGAGUCAGCACGUAGAGAGCAGGAGGAAUUAUUGCGUGAUGAGAAGGAAGAACGCUACACCAUCCAAGAGGAUGAGCGGCGGCUACGGCGCAACAUAACACGACAGAGCGCGGAGCUCUCACUCGACGUCAGCAUGCAGCAUGUGCAACAACGUGGUAAGGAGGACGCACAAAGGGAAUUGGAUAUGCUAAGGGUUGCACUGGAAUCAACUGCUGUUGAAACCACUUCGCGCGCUCGCCUCAACCUCAUUGUAACGGAGGAACUGAGGGCACGUGAUUCCCUGUGCAGUGACGAAGCAAGUGAACGAGCCAUGCACGCAGCAGAAGAGCGACGUGAGCGUGUUGAGGUUGCUACAUGGGAUUCGGAACAACAGCUGCGGCUCUUUGAACAACUUAUGGAUCUCGCUCGUGAUGAACAACAGCACCGUGCCAAAAUACAGCGUGACGAAACUCGUAUGCAUGCGGAAAUGGAACGAAGUGAGGCUGACGGAAUCUUGGCAUGCGGUGCUCAGAGUGAAGGAGCCGAUUCUUUUGAAGUUGCUUCUUCGGGGUGUGAUUGUGUUUUUCGUCCUUCUGGUGCUGAUUGUGCCUCUUUCUCUCCGUAUGUUUGUCGAGGGGGUGGUGUUUUGCCGCUUGAUGUUGAAAUUCCUGUUGGUUUGGCGUAUUCAGCGCAUGGCAGCACAUCAGCUGAGGUUAUUUCAGUUGACUAUACCUCUUUUUUGCCUAUUGUUGGCAGUGACGCUCAGGGUGAAUCAUCUUUGUGGAAUACUCUUGACGAUGAUGGUGGCGUUGUUUUUGGUGAUGUUUGCGCGGGUGGGGACGAUGUUGGCAUUGAUGUAAAUGACGUUGAGAGUGUGCACAUCAGCAGGGGAUGUUCAACCGUACUUGACGCCGGUGGCGUUGGCGCAACUGCUGAAGUAUAUGCUUUAGAUGAAAAGUGGCGUGAUGGGACUGCGGUAAGCGCUGAGCCCCCUCGCAUUCCAGCAAGUAGGAUUUGUCGUACUUGCUUCUCCACUGAUACGAGUAGAUGUGCGCGUUGUGGCACAAUGGUGUGCUCUCAUUGUAUUCCUUCAGGUUCGUUUCGUCAGUGCUGUACGUUACAUCACCUUACCAUUAUCAACAAGAGGUGCAGGGUAAUGACUGAAACGAGGGUGCACGCUAGGUGGGAGUGCCGGAGGUUGUUUAGGCAGUUCCGACUCGAGCAACGGAUGAGAAGGCGGAGAGAAAAUGUGGUAAACACUCGAGGGUUUGAUGUAGUCGUUCUUACACCGGAGCAAAAGGGUGACAACUCUAACCUGCACGAGGUUAAGACGCCUCCUAGAGUCACUCGUCGAUUCUUAAACCAAGAAAAUGACAGUGAGGAAGAUGCUGCAUGGAAAUCACAUUAUCUUGAGUCAUGGCCAUCUGAUUCGGGGCAGAUGCCACCUUGCGGACUCAAACAAGAGCGGUUUGAUGAAUUUAAUGAUGCCGAAAAUAGUAUGAACCUAACGGCAGAUAAUGAGCCCAAGACCGAAAGAAAAAGAGCCACAGCAUUCUUUGUACCAUUAGGUAAUAGCGCCGAACCAAGGAGGCCCAAACCUCCGACACCUAGAAACUAUGUUCCCGGAAUUAUCCACAAUUGUACGAAAGCUCCGCAGAGCAAGCGAGCAGUUUCAAGAAUGCGUUUCCGGCGCCUUCGGAGGCAAAACGCAACGGGUAAUACUAAGAACACAACGUUGAAUUCUGCUGCUGCAGGAAGAAAUGUACAGGAACAUCGCGCCGCAAGCAGUUCCAAGCCGCGGCCACAAGAAAGCUGGGCACGGCAAAGACCUGUGCAGCGUCAGGGUGCCUUUAUUACGGCAGACCCCGUGAGAGGGAUCACGAGAAGCGGCCCAACGUCCAAUUCCUGGCGCCGCCGGAAUUUCCGCACGAAAAGCCGGUCACCAGCUGGGUAUGGCGGCAAAGCAAGUGCUUGCAAUUUCCACGGUGAUCGAUGCGGGGACGCCAUGGCACUGGGACGCACAUAUUACGACGGUAACCCCGUGAGGAGUAAGGGGUUGGCUUACGUUCUGGACGAAGAGCCACCACAGAGAGGAUAUGAGCCGACGCCACCAACCAGACUGCAGAGCAACCGGGUAGUCAAAUCGGGGGUACACAGCGGCGAAGAACAUACAAGGAUGGGGUGUCAACACGAGUGGGAGCCUGACCAGCAAUGUGUACCAUUAUUUGAGGAGUUUCAUGCGUCUUCCUCGACCCCACCCUGGCGGCCUCCGUUCUCGCGUGACCCACCACCUCCGCGCCGCAACCACAGGAACACAAACAUAGGAGGUCGAACACACCGUACGCUAGCCCCCUUUCCAGCACGCCAACGCCUUUGCCACCCGCGGCAACGCAGUGCCGCCGACCUCACACGCAACGCAAGUCCCGGGCAGGCGUGCAGCAGAUUCCAUUACAAUCCACUGGACGACGUUGAUCGUGCUGCCUUCGUUGGUGGACCGCGCGGAGCACAACGGCAACCGCCUACGAGUGUAGCGGAGCCAUGUAUUACCGUGCAUCUCUUUCCGCCUUCUUCGUACGGAGGGGGAGCGGGAACUUCUGGACGGCAUCCGUUGCGGGGUCCAACCGCAAGGAGACACUCAAGUCGUGCCCACAGGCCCUCACCAGCUCGAGCGGCUUCACCUCCGUGGCGAACAGACCUAAACACCCCGUUCAUUUGUCCCCCAUGGAACGCGAACCGGCCUGACACGUUUAUUGCAAAGCCGUAUACCCGCACCACGUGCAGAAGGUAG
Messenger RNA from Trypanosoma brucei brucei TREU927, 5247 nucleotides. RefSeq lists its product as hypothetical. NCBI's taxonomy places the organism in Eukaryota, Euglenozoa, Kinetoplastea, Trypanosomatida, Trypanosomatidae. The transcript has a single exon. The coding region runs from base 1 to 5247 and encodes 1748 amino acids. The record is from RefSeq and is a predicted model, not a curated record.